Messenger RNA from Athalia rosae (coleseed sawfly), 3712 nucleotides. RefSeq names its product importin-9 (gene Ipo9). The record is from RefSeq and is a predicted model, not a curated record. Gene Ontology annotation, molecular function: small GTPase binding. The coding region runs from base 163 to 3276 and encodes 1037 amino acids. Gene Ontology annotation, biological process: protein import into nucleus. Gene Ontology annotation, cellular component: nuclear envelope; cytosol. NCBI's taxonomy places the organism in Eukaryota, Metazoa, Arthropoda, Insecta, Hymenoptera, Athaliidae. The transcript is spliced from 12 exons.
UUUUCAAUGUUGUUUUGGUUGUUUUAACGCGACUUUAUCGUACUUAAAAACCCUCUUUGGCGCGUCCGAUUUUUCGUUUAUAUUGAUAGAAUGCACCGAAACGGCAUCGACUCUUCUUAGUAAAACAUAUUCAAAAAGAAAGGUGGUUGAUUGAAUCCCGAGAUGAGUAUUGGUCUGGGUGAUGUUCAGGGAUCGUUGAGAGAGGCUCUCCAGGAUACUUUAAAUGGGAUAUUGUCUCCUCAUCGAGAGACAAGACAGGCUGCGGAGCAGAGGAUCCAAGCUUUAGAAGUAACAGAGGAGUUUGGUAUCCAUCUGACAGAAUUUGUCGUUGAUCCAAAUGGGCAACUGCCAAUCCGCCAAUUGGCUUCUGUGAUCCUGAAACAGUAUGUCGAAACACAUUGGUGUUCAUUGGCAGAAAAAUUUCGAUCUCCUGAGAUCAAAUUGGAAACUAAAGAGAAAAUAAAGGAGCUGCUGCCUCUUGGACUGAGAGAGUCAAUUAGCAAGGUGAGGACUGCAGUUGCUUAUGCCAUCUCAGCUAUAGCACAUUGGGACUGGCCAGAAAAUUGGCCUGGACUUUUUGAUAUAUUGGUGAACUGCUUGAGUGGAGAAAAUGAAUUUGCCGUUCACGGUGCCAUGCGAGUUUUAACAGAGUUCACCAGAGAUCUCAGUGACACACAGUUGCCCAACGUCGGCCCAGUCAUUCUGCAAGAAAUGUAUAGAAUAUUCCAGGGAGAGAAUCAAUAUUCGGUGCGAAUCCGAGGCCGUGCAGUCGAGAUUUUUACAACAAUUGGACAGCUAAUAGCAACAACUGGGGUCUAUCAGAAGGGAUUUACGCAGCAAUAUUUGCAACCUGUGAUACCGAUGUUCUGUGAAAAGUUUAUACAUAGUUUGAGAGCUCAGAAUGGAUUGACCAGCGACAGCGGUUUGAAGACGGACAUAAUCAAAGCCAUAAACAUGCUGAUUUCAAGACUGCCAAAAUACGUUUCAAACUUUUUACCACAAAUGUUGCCACCGAUCUGGGAAACAUUACAAGAAAGUGCUAAAGUUUAUCAAGAGGACACAGUCAAUGGCGGUGGCAAUAGUGACAAUAACGACAUAGAUUCUGAUGGCGAGAUAAUAAACUUCAACAACCUGGUUAUCGCCAUAUUCGAUUUUAUCCACACCCUGGUGGACUACCACAGAUUUUCCAGCCUUCUGGACAAUUUAUUGACUGAAGUUCUUUAUUAUUUAAUAAUAUUCAUGGAAAUAACUGACGAACAAAUUGAGCUAUGGACUAAUAAUCCAAGCCAGUUUGUUGAGGAGGAAGAACAGUACGUUUUCGCAUAUAAUGUUCGCAUAUCUGCACAAGGUUUACUGCUCGCUUUAGUUACCAACUUUGAGCAAACUGCUGCGAAUGCAUUGUGUGAAGUUAUCACCAAGCAAAUAGAGGCCGGAAAUGCGAUGCGUAUUAGCGCUAAUGAAAACGUUAAUCAGAAUUGGUGGAAACUGCACGAAGCCUCUAUCCUGGCCUUUGGUAUCGUGAAAGACAUAAUUGUGGAGAAGCAGCAAGCUGGAACGUUGCAAUUUGACAUUGUAGCAUUCCUUGAAAAUGUCAUACUUGCUCAUCUGAACAAUUCAGGAUCUCAUCCGUUACUGCUAGGCCGUUGCUUGUGUUUGGCUGGUAGAUACGCGCAACAGAUGCCACCCGAAAUGACAUCGCGUUUUCUUGAGGCAACAGUAAAUGGUCUCCAGGAGAAUCAACCAGCUUGUAUAAGGAUAAGUGCAGUAAAAUCUGCUUAUUGGUUCUGCAAUGCAUCAGUCGAAGGAAAUAACGGGAAUGACAACAUAUUGAGAUCCCACUUGCCAGCUCUAUUCCAAGGGCUUUUUAAUCUCGCCAGUCAGAUGUCAGCGGAAGUCCUCACUCUCGUUCUCGAAUGCUUUGCAAUUUUGGUUUCGCUCGACAAAUCGUUCACAGCCUCCAUAGAGGGUAAAAUAUGCCCAUUGACGAUCGCUGCGUUUCUUAAAUUUCACAGCGAUCCGGUUGUUCUCGGAGUCUGUCAGGAAAUCUUCAGGGAAUUGACCCUGAAUCCUGAGUGCAUAGGUCCGUUACAGACCAGGCUCGUACCGACACUCGUUAGCAUGAUGAGCAUUAGUCCUUUGGAUAAAUCGAAAGAAGAGGGCGUUCGUAGUGUCGCACUCGAUGUGUUACAGGUGCUGGUUCAGCACUCCCCUCAACCGCUUAGUAGCAUUUUGAUCGAGACAGCCUUUCCGGCUUCUUGUCAUUGCGUUCUCAGUUCCGAUGAUAAUGCAACGCUCCAAAGUGGUGGUGAAGUAAUACGCACAUAUCUUGCGGUAGCUGCACAACAAGUGAUCAGCCACAGGGAUAAUGAAGGUCAAACGGGGCUGCACUACAUUCUACAGAUAGUAGCUCAGCUCCUGAAUCCUCAGUCUAGUGAAUUCACAGCGACAUUCGUUGGAAAAUUAGUUACAACCUUGAUAAGAAGGGCCGGUAACACACUUGGCGAAAAUAUAGACCUACUGCUAAAGGCUGUUCUCAGCAAAAUGCAGCGCGCAGAGACUCUGACAGUUGUACAAAGUCUCCUCAUGGUCUAUGCACAUCUGAUAAACACAGAGUUUAACGCGGUACUGAACUUUCUGUCUACGAUACCAGGACCCACUGGGCAAAGUGCUCUUGCUUUCGUUAUGUCCGAGUGGGUCUCCAGGCAACAUUUAUUUUUUGGUAUAUACGAUAGAAAAACAGCCACUUUGGCUCUAUGCAAAAUUCUCGAGCACGGUGUGACCCACGACGACUCGAGACUCAACGAGAUCACCGUUAAAGGAGACCAGAUAUUUUCAGGUGGAGAUGAGGGCAUCAGGACAAGAAGCAAAGCUCAAGCACAGCCCUUGCAAUGGACCACGAUACCUCUACUAGUUAAAAUAUUCAAAUUGAUAAUAAACGAGCUAUCUAAUGAUAUCGAGGCCGUUUGUGCGAGUCAAGAGAUCGAGAAAUCUGACGAAGAUGAGGAUGAGGAUAAUCAAGAAGAUUUGAUAGAUCCCGGGAAUGAAUCCACCCUGAUACAUUAUCCUACAGAACUGGAUGCCGACGAAGAUGAUGAAGAAGACGAAGAUCCAGAAUUAAAAAACGACCCAGUUUACCAUAUGAAUCUUAGUCAGUAUCUACGGGAGUUCCUACUAAACUUUUCCACUCAUCAUUGUUUUCCGGCAUUUUAUCAACACUUGAACGUUCUCGAGCGUAGAGCGUUAACGAGUAUCAAUAUAAAUCCCUCGUUCUCGUAGCUAUUCCGAUUGCCCUAGCAAAUUGAUCACAACGAAAUAGAUUUUUUCUUGUUAAUGGGCAUCAGAUCUCCAAAGCUUGAGGAUGCGUUGUAUAUUUAUUUAGCCUGUGCGAUGCGAGAUGCGAUUUGGUCAGUAUGAUUAUUUUACUGAAUAACACAAACACUUCAACUGGAAGAAGAUAAUUUGCAUCAAAAUAUCGCUUAUCAUUUUUACGCGCUAGGAUAUUCACUGAUGAUAAAAUAGUUUUGUUAUAAAUAUACUACAAAGUAGUAUGUAAGUAUCUAAAAGCGUUUGUACAGAAUUUUCUAAGAUCAGUUGCAAUUUGCGGCAAGGACUAACUUUGUAAGCCUUGGAGAAUUAUAAAUAACGAGCUCUGUCGCGCAAAGUCAUUAAAAACAUAUUGUAAGUAAUAAAAAUAGAAAAUUGUUUGACAUAA